AUGCAAGUUGUGAGGAACGCAGGGUCUCGAUUCUUGCGGUCAUGGAUUUGGCCACCGACGACUGGGGUCGUAGCCGAGGCGCCGGCCCGGACCGUCCACACAGGCACUCAGCAGCUGCAAGAAGCGGCGGCGAAAAAGGAAGUUGAGGAGAAGGCGGCGGCUCCGAGCCGCAGCAUCUUCAGCAUUUACCCUCCAAUUCCAGGACAAGAGAGCUCUCUGAGGUGGGGAGGGAAGAAAUUUGAGGAGAUCCCAAUCGCACACAUCAAGGCAUCCUACAACAACACCCAGAUCCAGGUCGUCUCUGCUACAAACCAGCCACUGGCCCGUGCUUCCUGUGGCACGGAGGGGUUUCGAAAUGCUAAGAAGGGCACGGGCAUCGCAGCACAAACCACAGGCAUUGCUGCAGCAGCGAAAGCUACAGGGAAGGGUGUGACUCACAUCCGAGUGGUGGUGAAAGGCCUGGGACCAGGACGCUCGGCAGCCAUCAAGGGACUGACCAUGGGGGGCCUGGAGGUGAUCUCCAUUACAGACAACACCCCCAUCCCACACAAUGGCUGCCGCCCCCGGAAGGCUCGAAGGCUGUGAAGAAAGGA
Messenger RNA from Orycteropus afer afer, 593 nucleotides. RefSeq names its product mitochondrial ribosomal protein S11 (gene MRPS11). Gene Ontology annotation, cellular component: mitochondrial small ribosomal subunit; ribosome. Gene Ontology annotation, molecular function: structural constituent of ribosome; small ribosomal subunit rRNA binding; mRNA 5'-UTR binding. The record is from RefSeq and is a predicted model, not a curated record. Gene Ontology annotation, biological process: translation; ribosomal small subunit assembly; maturation of SSU-rRNA from tricistronic rRNA transcript (SSU-rRNA, 5.8S rRNA, LSU-rRNA). NCBI's taxonomy places the organism in Eukaryota, Metazoa, Chordata, Mammalia, Tubulidentata, Orycteropodidae.